UUUUUGCUAAAUCUCAUCAUCUCCAAGACCUACAUUUACAGAAAAAGCUGAACACAAAAGUAAUCAAUAUAUUUAGAGAGAGAAACUUGAAUGAAGGCGCCAACAGAAAACAACCAAUAACAACUGGAUUCAACCCACCAAUCAUUUUCUUACACAUGGUUUUGAAAUUCUAUCUGGUUUGUUGCUCAAAUGGUGAAUAAGUUCAAAUUCUGUAUGUAAUCAUUCGUUUGCACAUAAGGAUUGAGGUUAAAUGGUUGAUUGUUGCUGUAUUGAUUUGCAAUAAUGGAUACUGGUUUUCACCAUCAACAGUCUACUGGUAUGAAUCAACAAGCUAUAACGUUUCAAUCUAGCCCUAGAAAUGAGCAGUCUGAGAUGAUUAUGAUUGGGGAUUUGCAUAGGGUGAAAAGAACAGGUAGCGUGAGUUUUUCAGGGAGUUCUGGUGGUUCAUCAUCAUAUACAGGAAUUGGGAAUUCUUGUGAGUCUCAUGUUGUUGAGUCGGUACCGGUGGUACCGGAGACGAAGCAUCGUGCAGGUUUGGAUGGUGAUUGGAGUGUUGCAGAACAGUAUAAGUUGGAGCAAGCACUUGUUAAAUACGCUGAUGAAUCCGGUAUGAUAAAAUAUGUCAAGAUUGCUUCCACAUUGCGUAAUAAAACCGUUCGUGAUGUUGCAAUCAGGUGUAGGUGGAUGGCGACAAAACGAAGGAAACACGAGGAACGGAGUUUGUGGAAGAGGUCAAAAGAUACGAAGGAUAAAUGGGUGGAAUCAUCCUCGAUGCCAAACGUAUCGUCGGUUUCAACACUUAAUGUGGCUCCACUUUCGUUUUCAAUGAAUCAUCGAGUCAGGGGUGAUGGCGUACAUUUAGAGGCAUUACAGAGCUCAAUGCGGCAUCUGUUGGAACAGAACAACCGAGUUCUUGGUCAGAUCUCAACUAAUAUACACACACUAAAGCUGCAGGACAAUUUCGAUCUUUUUAGGCAGACCAAGAACAAUAUUACUGCCAUCUUAAACGACAUGAGAUGCAUGCCUGGGCCACCGGUGCCCGUUUCACUAAACGAGGACCUUGCUAAUGCCAUUCUCUCCAUUAAAACUCAGACAAUGAUGUUCUCCUCAUCAGGCGGGAUGAAUAUGAAACAAGAACCAGGGUAUUGGUGAUUGUUGGUUCCUUCGGUUUACAGUUUUCUCCUAGUACAGAAUUAAACUGGCGGGAAAGUCAAUGGUCAACAACUUGACUUUACUCAUCACGGAAAAUUGUUUAUAAGGACUAUUGGGGUUUUUUUUUUCCUUCUAUGAAACUGUAUUGAUUGCCUAUUUGGAACCAAACCCAUAAUAAGCAAGCUUGUAGAACUUCAGUUUUGAUAAGCUGUGAAUUUUUAGCUAUGAAACUGUAUUGAGUGCCUAAUUUAGAUGUCUUUAUCAAAU
This is a messenger RNA of Helianthus annuus (common sunflower), 1419 nucleotides long. RefSeq lists its product as uncharacterized. The transcript is spliced from 9 exons. The record is from RefSeq and is a predicted model, not a curated record. Lineage: Eukaryota; Viridiplantae; Streptophyta; Magnoliopsida; Asterales; Asteraceae. Bases 283 to 1152 code for a protein of 289 amino acids.